CCGGAGCAGCCCUACGUGAAGCGACGGACUGUUCUAUGACUGCAAAGAUGGAAACGACCUUCUACGACGAUGCGCUCAACGCCUCGUUCCUGCAGUCCGAGAGCGGCGCCUACGGCUACAGCAACCCCAAGGUCCUCAAGCAGAGCAUGACCCUGAACCUGGCCGACCCGGUGGGCAGCCUGAAGCCGCACCUCCGGGCCAAGAACUCGGACCUGCUCACCUCGCCCGACGUGGGGCUGCUCAAGUUGGCGUCGCCCGAGCUGGAGCGCCUGAUAAUCCAGUCCAGCAACGGGCACAUCACCACCACGCCGACUCCCACCCAGUUCCUGUGCCCCAAGAAUGUGACCGACGAGCAGGAGGGCUUCGCCGAGGGCUUCGUGCGCGCCCUGGCCGAACUGCACAGCCAGAACACGCUGCCCAGCGUCACGUCGGCGGCGCCGCCGGUCAGCGGGGCGGGCAUGGUGGCUCCCGCGGUGGCCUCGGCGGCGGGCGGCGGCGGCGGCGGCGGCUUCAGCGCCAGCCUGCACAGCGAGCCGCCCGUCUACGCCAACCUCAGCAACUUCAGCCCGGGCGCGCUGGGCGGCGGCGGGGCGCCCUCCUACGGCGCGGCCGGCCUGGCGUUCCCCGCGCAGCCCCAGCCGCCGCCGCCGCCGCAGCCGCACCACCUGCCGCAGCAGAUCCCCGUGCAGCACCCGCGGCUGCAGGCCCUGAAGGAGGAGCCGCAGACGGUGCCCGAGAUGCCCGGGGAGACGCCGCCCCUGUCCCCCAUCGACAUGGAGUCCCAAGAGCGGAUCAAGGCGGAGAGAAAGCGCAUGAGGAACCGCAUCGCUGCCUCCAAGUGCCGGAAAAGGAAGCUGGAGAGGAUCGCCCGGCUGGAGGAAAAAGUGAAAACCUUGAAAGCGCAGAACUCGGAGCUGGCGUCCACGGCCAACAUGCUCAGGGAACAGGUGGCACAGCUUAAACAGAAAGUCAUGAACCACGUUAACAGUGGGUGCCAGCUCAUGCUAACCCAGCAGUUGCAAACGUUUUGAGGAGAGACUGUUGGGGGCUGAGGGGCAACGGAGAGAAAAAAUAACACGGAGAGACAGACUUGAGAACUUGACAAGUUGCGAGAGAGAAAAAAAAGUGUCCGAGGACUAAAGCCAAGGGUAUCCGAGCUGGGCUGGGUUGCGUCCUGACGGCGCCCCCAGUGUGCACGAGUGGGAAGGACUCGGCCGCCCGCCUUCGGCAUGGAGCCAGGGGGCGGCCGCCGGCGGGCCACCCCGCUUUGCGGACGGGCUGUCCCCGCGCGGACAGACGGCAGACUUCUCUUUAACGUUGACCAAGAACUGCAUGGACCUAACAUUCGAUCUCAUUCAGUAUUAAAGGGGGGAGGGGGGCGCAACUGCAGUAGAGACUGUAGACGGCUUCUGUAGUACUCUUGAAGAGCACGGGGCUGGGGGGCGGCGGGAGGGAGGUUCGUGAGAGCGAGGCUGAGGCCGCACAUGAACUCUUGCCGGCCCGCCUUCUUUAACUGUGUAUGUACAUAUGUAUUUUUUUUAAUUUGAUGAAAGCUGAUUACUGUCAAUAAACAGCUUCAUGCCUUUGUAAGUUAUUUCAUGUUUGUUUGUUUGGGUAUCCUGCCCAGUGCUGUUUGUAAAUAAGAGAUUUGAAGCACUCUGAGUUUACCAUUUGUAAUAAAGUAUAUAAUUUUUUUAUGUUUUGUUUCUGAAAAUUCCAGAAAGGAUAUUUAAGAAAAUACAAUAAAAUAUUGAAAAAGUA
Equus quagga is the source of this 1761-nucleotide messenger RNA. RefSeq names its product Jun proto-oncogene, AP-1 transcription factor subunit (gene JUN). The transcript has a single exon. Gene Ontology annotation, molecular function: RNA polymerase II cis-regulatory region sequence-specific DNA binding; transcription factor binding; DNA-binding transcription factor activity, RNA polymerase II-specific. Gene Ontology annotation, biological process: regulation of cell population proliferation; regulation of transcription by RNA polymerase II; regulation of cell cycle. Gene Ontology annotation, cellular component: transcription regulator complex. Bases 36 to 1031 code for a protein of 331 amino acids. The record is from RefSeq and is a predicted model, not a curated record. NCBI's taxonomy places the organism in Eukaryota, Metazoa, Chordata, Mammalia, Perissodactyla, Equidae.